Carica papaya (papaya) is the source of this 4079-nucleotide messenger RNA. RefSeq names its product two-component response regulator-like PRR37. Gene Ontology annotation, molecular function: protein binding. The record is from RefSeq and is a predicted model, not a curated record. Gene Ontology annotation, biological process: cytokinin-activated signaling pathway; phosphorelay signal transduction system. Lineage: Eukaryota; Viridiplantae; Streptophyta; Magnoliopsida; Brassicales; Caricaceae.
AUCUAAACAUUCUUAUUCUAUUUUAACCAAACAUGACCCCUAGAUAUCUUUUGAGAACAAAAUACCCAUUGCAAAAAUGACCCAGUUAGAAACGAAUUUCGACGUGCAUGACGUGGCAUCUGUUGGCCUUAAAAACACAUCCGUAUGGGAUGAUCGACGUCGUCAGCAAAUACGACACCGUUGCUUUUCAGCUUUUUUUUAAAAACCAUAACGCAUCUUUUACUCCAUGGUUAGUGCGCCACGUGUCAUCCUUUUGCACCAUAUGGAUAUCAUAGCAUCACUAAUAUCACACAGUUUUAGAUUUUACUGCCACGUCAGCAAACGUAACAGAGAUGGCAUCUGACGUGGCACCGUUUAGGCCCUUCACUUGCGCCACGUCAUCUUCUCCAAGUAUAGUACCUUUUCUUGUAUGUAUCCUAUUCUUGUGUCCCCCUCUUUCCUCCCUAUCAUUCUCUACCAGUUCAAGCUGUUUUCCAUGUCAAUUUGCAUUUUCCUGAAAAGUAAAAAAACCCUAAAUAGAGCUUCUCUAUUUCAAGUUUCAGUGAGAGGAAUUUUUCACUCUCGCUAAGUACAUGGAGCUGGAACAAAGUUUGUGAGGUAAGUUUGUUCUCGUUUGAUAUUCUUCUAUUUUAUCUUUUUUUUUUUCUGGAAAAUGAUUAUGCCUGAUUUCAAUUUCAGGUUGUUUGGCGGAAUUUUUCUUCCAAUUUCGGGACACAUUAAAAUCAACAAGGACUGUUUUUCUUUUAGUUCAAUACCUGGAUUGAUGAUUCCGUUUCUUCGAUUGAAAUUUGAGAUCGGAUUUCUGGUUUGCUUUUAAUGUGCAAUUUGGGGAGUCUAGUAAUUGACUACAUUUUGGAAGAUUGAGUUUCUAUCCCUAGACUCUACUUGAAACAAAAAGAGUUUAGUUUCCAUUAGGACUUGUUUGGCCGUUCGAGAAAAUUCGAGGAGAGGAAAUCAAUAUCAGCUUUCUGAAUCUGCUUGUCGCCUGAAUGCUCUUAUUAGGGAUGUUGAUCCCACGUUGACCAAGUAUAAGUAUAUAAUUAAUUGUUGAACAACUUUACCAGUUAAGAUAUGGUGUGACUUAGAAUAUAAGAUGGGAUCAGAGGUAUUCUAUCUGUACUUGUCUGUUUACUUACACGUUCUGCCUGAGGGUUAACCUGACAUCAAGCAACAAUGAAGAGAAUCUAUACUUGUUUAUCUAUCUUGGGAGCAACUCUACCUGUUAGCAUAUGAUUUUGGUUUUAACAAUUCUAAAAUUGUCUGAUGGCAUAAUUUGGGAGUUGAAAGGUUUGUUUUCCACCUGCAAGGCAUGGUUGCAGCUUGUAAUAAUGGUAUUUUCUUCCACUUCUCAAGGUCUUAUUAGUUUGCUGUGCUUGUCGAAGUCAAAAAUUUUGAAGGAAACAGGAUGGGCAAGCUGUCUUGUGGGAUAAAAAGUUUUUGGACAUAUUCUAUCCAGUGCCUUCCUUUUUCUUGGUCCUUUUGAAUCGGGUUGAUGGGAAUCACUGAGACCAGUAACAAUGGUCCUGUGACCAAUGGAAUACUAAAAUCAAAUCAUCAAGUACAAGAUGAUCCAAAUGGAACAAAGGAUGAAGUAAUAAGAGACAGACCGUUCUCAAAGGAAAAUGAAUCGCGGAUUAAUGAGGAUGUAAAAGAUGUAGAUGAUGGAAAGACUGGAGCAGUUCAGCUCCAGGAGCAUGUACAGAUUCUCCAUAGGACACAGAAGAGAUCCCAAGGGCCUCCAGACCACUGGGAGAGUUUUCUUCCUUUUAGGUCUGUGAAAGUUCUACUGGUGGAAAAUGAUGAUUCUACCCGCCACAUUGUUUAUGCAUUGCUGCGCAAUUCUGGGUAUGAAGUUAUUGCUGUCGAAGAUGGCCUGCAAGCCUGGAAAAUUUUGGAAGAUAUGACAAAUCGUAUUGAUCUUGUUCUAACAGAGGUAGUCAUACCAUUUUUAUCAGGCAUUGGCCUUUUGUGCAAGAUAAUGGGUCAAAAGACUUGCAAGAAUAUUCCAGUGAUCAUGAUGUCAUCUCACGAUUCUAUGAGUGUAGUCUUUAAUUGUUUGUCCAAGGGUGCAGUUGACUAUUUAGUGAAACCUAUACGAAAGAAUGAGCUUAAAAACCUUUGGCAGCAUGUUUGGAGGAAAUGCCACAGUUCUAGUGGUAAUGGGAGUCAAAGUGGCAUUCAGACCGAAAAUUCCUCAAAAUCCAAGAGUGUUGAGGACUCGGACUACAAUACUGGUAGCAACACUGAAGAUGAUAUAAGAAGCAUCGGUUUUAAUGCUUGGGAUGGAAGUGACAAUGGAAGCAGCACUCAGAGCUCAUGGACAAAAAGGACAAUCGAAGUUGACAGUCCCAAACCAAUGUCACCAGGGAACCAAUUAGCUGAUCCACAUGAUAGCACAUGUGCCCAGAUCAUUCGGUCAAGAUCUGAAGCAAUUCAUAACCAUUGGUCUGUGACUGCUGCAAAAGAGUACAAAGGGGACAAAUUCAGCAAUAUGCUGAUGGGCAAAGAUUUGGAGAUAGGAGUCACUAGAAUUCCAAAGUUGCAACUUAAAAAGCCAAGUGCAGAGGCACUAAGCCACAUAGAUGGUCUACCUGGAUUGAACUCGAUUAAAGAUCCUGAGAAUUUAUUGAAAGAAGAACAGGGAAACAACAGUGAUAGUGAUUUAAAAAGCCUAUCUGCUGAUCUUAUUGGUUCCAUCAAUUACAAGUGUCCUAAUCUAGAAUGUGUUACCUUUGGCACCACAAAUCUUCUUCCCAAGGUCUCUGAUGAUAAAAAUAAGGUUAUUUAUGACACGGAGGAAAUGCCAUGCCUUGAGCUCAGUUUGAAAAGAUUUAGUGAUGCUGGAGAUACUAGGAAAAGUACCCAUGACAGAAAUCUUCUGAGACAUUCUAAACUCUCAGCCUUCUCAAGGUAUAAUUCUGCUUCAACUGCUAAUCAGGCACCAACAGGCGAUAUAGGUAGCUGUUCUCCACCAGAUAAUAGCCUAGAGGUUGCAAAAACAGAAUCAGAGCAGAAUAUUCAAUCUAACUCAAAUCAGCAUUCCAAUAGUGAUAGCAACAACAAUGAUAUGGGUUCUACAACUAAUAAUAUUUUCAACCAAUCGAUUGUAUUUAGUGACAAACUAGCUCCUAUAUCCAAAGACAAUUGUCUCCCUCCUUCCGCUCUGCACCCUAUGCAAAAUGGUCAUUUCUCUCCUGUUGAGCCUGUGUUAGAAGGUAAAUCUGAUGCUGCAGUGCCUAAGGCAAUGUUGGCUCAAGGGAAGAGCGUGGACCAGCUGAUCCAAGUGCACCACUACCAUCACCAUCAUCACCAGUAUUACAUCCAUAAUGUGCCACAGCAGCAGUAUCUAGCCAACCAUGAUGAUACGCCUUUAAAUAACAUGGUGGAAGCAGCUUCCCAAUGUGAGGCAUGCAAUUCAUCAGGUGCAUAUAAUGAUGGUAGUGAUUGUGCUCAUGCUUUCAGUGGAAGCGCCUCAGGCAGUAACCAUGGGAGCGAUGGGCAAAAUGGAAGCAGCACUGCAUUCAAUGUCACAGGAACAAACAUGGACAUUCACAAUAGGAUAUCUGGUGAAGGUGGAGCUGGUGGUGAAAUCACCAUUGGGAUAGAUCAGAAUCAUUUUUCACAGAGAGAAGCUGCCUUGAACAAGUUCCGCCAGAAAAGGAAAGAAAGAUGCUUUGAGAAGAAGGUCCGAUAUCACAGUAGGAAGAAACUAGCAGAUCAAAGACCUCGUGUUCGUGGACAAUUUGUGCGACAGGUGGUGCACGAAAACAGAAACGAGGACAAGCAUUGUCAACCUGACGCUAGUGAGAGAUAGCAGAUGAGGUUUGUAUGAGGUGUCAUUAACUGUGUGUCCAUUGGAGUGAGCAUUUAACAUUCCAAGGUAGAAUAUUUAGGCAAGUGACGGUGUUUAGUUAAGAUCUUAUUUUAUCAAAAAGCCAAAACCCGCUGUAGGUGAGGCUCCAAAAGGCACCUUGAGGUUUUAACCUCUGUUUAUAAUUCUAAGAUUUAUGCUGCCACCAGUGUCGCCCAGAAGGCCACCCUUUAAUGGCAGCUUUCUCUAAUAAACUAAAUCUUGACAA